AUGAGCGGCACUCAGGAAAAAUCAAGAAGUCGCCCUUUACUUGCUAGAGCGUUCGGCUCUAAGAAGGCUACUACCACCGCUGGUGCUCAAAUUCCACUACUCACAACUGAAAACAAUGUAUAUCAGCACUGUUUUCUUGCCGUUCCUCUGAAGACCACCAAUGACGUCGAUCUCGUGAAGCCGCUGACAAGGUUUCUUGAGGCUUCAAAUUCGACAGUCUGUGUCAAAGUCACCGAUCUGCGGGGAGCUAUCGAGGUAUUUAACAGAUUACGCUCGAACGCAUGUUCUAAAACGACAAGAGAUCCGCAAUUAUUGCUAGCAUGCGUUGCUGAGUACUACGAUCAACUCACCGCUUUUGAAGGUAAACUAGUCACUCUCACAUCUCCUCGUCUUGAGGGUUUUCGUUGGAGAGAUGCUUUCGAGAGUGGCAGGUCAUUCCUCAGUAAGUCUCACAGCAUAGAAGCCGAUGUAUCGUUGGAAAGAGCAGCGGUGCUAUUCAAUUACGGAGCUCUUCUCUCGCAAAUCGCUGCAUCGCAGCCGUUACACACCGAUGAAGAAAAGAAGACUUCUGCCAAGUUGUUUCAGCAGAGUGCAGGCGUUUUUGCUCAACUACGGGAUUUUAUGAAACAAAUGACACUCGAACGAUGUACUACUGAUCUCCAGCCAGAUUCACUUACGCUUCUUUCUAACCUUAUGCUAGCUCAGGCACAAGAAUCGAUCUAUACCAAAGCUUAUGGAGAUAAAAUGAAUCAAAGUGCACUCGUAAAAAUUGCUGCUCAAACAAGCGACUUCUAUAUGGAAAUCAGUAAGACUAUGAAUAUGGAAACAGCAAAGGGAUACUGGAAGAAGGAUUGGCUGAGCAUCAUCACAGGAAAAGCAUUAGCUUUCCAAGCAAUCGCUCAACUGCAUCAAGCACAGGUGAAUCUUCAACAGCAGGAAGUCGGUGAACGCUUGACACGUCUCAAGUACGCCAUCGAACAAGUGCAGAUCGUGAAGCAUCAUCUGCCGUCUGGCUGCUUGCACGAGCAGAUCGUGGAGAUAGAAAACACUUACGCAGCAGCGCUAAAGGAAAACCAACUUAUCUACCAUGCGCAAACGAGCGAUUUCCAUACGUUGCCUGCUGUGCCAAGGGCGGUGUUGGCGAAGGCACUCCCUCCAAGCAGUCCUCUUUGUCCUGACUUCAAAGAUGUCUUUUCGAAUGUUAUUCCGAUAAAUAUUCUUAUGGCUGUGCAAAAUCACGACACUAUGAAAAAUGAGCGGCUGAAGAGGGAAGCGGAUCGACUCAAUGAGGAAACCCAGGUUAUGGAAAGCAUUGUAGCAUCUCUUGGUAUGUCCGAUGAUUCUUCGUUACCAGAAUUAGUGAAGCGACAUUCGGCUGAAGUCAAGAAAGCUGGUGGAGUAAAAGAGCUCCAGAACAAAAUCAACGAGAUGUCCAGCUUACGCGCCAGAAACAAAGAAAUACUUGCUGAUAUUGAGCAAACACUUAACAAGGAGAAGCUGAGCGAUGCUGAUCUUCGUCGUCAACUUGGCCCAAAAUCCAAACGGCUAUGUAGUGAUGAACUUGUCGGACCGUUUUUGCAAGAGGUGUCGAACUUUCGCGCUUCCUUGCACGCGACAUCUGAAGAGGAUAAAAUGUUCAAAAAGAACUUUGAGCUAAAUAGACAAGCUAUUGAAAUGCUCAGCAAAAACGAGAAAGAUCUCCGUUUGCUUUUGCCCCCUCGACCACAUCGCAUGGCGGACAAAGCUCCAGAAGCUACAAGCUUUCUCCUGAAAUUGAUAGAUAAAGCUCAAGAGGUAAAAUGCGAAAGGGCUGAGCUGUUGAAGGACAUUCGUGAAAAAUGCAACAGCACAUCCAUGGAAAAUAUUUUGCCUUUGCUUUGCCGUUCGAAAAACGUUAGCCCUGAGGAUAUUCUGAAAGAAAAAAUGAACGAGGUUUGCGAAACGAUCAAAGAGGAAAUAGACAAAAGUCUCAAAAAACAGAAAUUGCUAAUGAAGGACGUUGAGAAAUGGUGUGCACGCUUUUCAAAUGCGAAUCAACAGAAAAGUCCUAUAGUAAGAGAUCAUGUGGAAAGAUCGUUGUCGGCUGGAUAUGAUGUUUUCCAUGAUCUCAGUAAAAAGUUGCCUGGCAGGAUAAAGCGCUACCAUCAUCUCAUGGAAAAUCUCCUACGACUUCAGCAAAAGGUCAACGAUUUCUCUUUUGCACGCGAAACAGAGAAGGAAGAACUGCUUCGAGCGUACCGAUGCAAUGCUUCAUGCAAUGGAUCAGAAACCUCAGCUGCUGUUCCAAACGUACAUCCGAUGACACAGGUGUCAUUUGUACCGUCAGCACCUCCACCGUAUUCCACUCAGCCAUUUAUAUACGCUUCUGCUCAGCCUAGUACAAUAUCAUCAGUUCCAAUGCUUCCAACACAUCCUAUUGCACAAUUUGCAACUCACCCUAUCAAUUCUUACCAACAGUACCCGACAUAUGGUGUACCGGAGCAACAAUCACAAUUCCACUUACCACAAUACACUCAUGUAGUUCCAUCAGGUCCUACCGCUCCACCACUCUAUCAACCGCCCAAUUCGCAGUACUCUGGAGGACCGUCACCAUGGCACAACAUGGGCUAUCCGCAUUGA
Messenger RNA from Necator americanus (New World hookworm), 2619 nucleotides. RefSeq lists its product as uncharacterized. Gene Ontology annotation, molecular function: protein binding. Lineage: Eukaryota; Metazoa; Nematoda; Chromadorea; Rhabditida; Ancylostomatidae. The record is from RefSeq and is a predicted model, not a curated record. Gene Ontology annotation, biological process: mitotic cytokinesis; multivesicular body sorting pathway. The transcript has 23 exons. Bases 1 to 2619 code for a protein of 872 amino acids. Gene Ontology annotation, cellular component: endosome.